AUGUCGGAGACGAGUUCCAUCAGCUCUGGAUCGACCGUGGGUUCAGGCAGUCGGGUGUUACAGCUGGCCAGCAGAGGAGAAUGGACAGCCCUGGAACAAGCUUUGAAAAGCAUUGACAAGGGAGACCGGGACAUCUCCCACACUGACGAAGAAUCUGGUUUAACCCCACUUUUGAUCGCUGUUCGGGAAAAUAAAUUGACUAUUGUGGAAAGACUGUUUGAGUUAGGAGCCAAUCAGAUUGAUCGAUCAAAGGAUGGAAGGACCGCAUUGCACAUUGCUGCUGCACAUUCAAAGGAAGAAAUUGUUCGGUUGCUCCUGGCAAAGAAAUGGGACCCUAAUCUCAUUGGAGGGCAUAAAGAUCAGUUGCCUCUACAUUUUGCUGCCGGUCGACCCAGUGGUGCUCUCAACAUAGUACAGAUGCUGCUGAAGUCCUCGAACAAAGAUGCUCGAUUGAUGCAAGAUAAGGAUGGCUGCAUUCCCUUGUUUCUAAGUGCUGAAGUUGGUAAUAUCGCAGUCUGCAAGGAACUGCUUAGCGUUAAUGCUGAUCUACAACUCAGGACACAACGGAAGGAUAACGGUGACACAGUCUUACAUGUUUGCUGCAGAAAGAAAGAUGCAGAGUUGGCUAAACUCAUGGUGGAAUUUGGUGCUGGUGUUGAUUUUCAAAAUGAAGAAGGUCAGACUCCCUUACAUGUUGCUGCCUGGGAAGGGGAUGAACUAAUGCUGAAGUUCUUCUAUCAGUACAAAGCCAAUCCAAACAUUACAGACAAGCUGGACCGGUCACCAUUGCACAUUGCUGCCGAGCGAGGACACACCAAUGUGGUUGAAGUAUUAACCGAGAAAUUUAAAUCCAAUGUACUGGCCCGAACAAAGGAUGGAAGUACUUUAAUGCACAUUGCCUCACACUGUGGCCACCCUGAGACAGCGCUGGCAUUCCUGAAGAAAGGAGUCCCUUUGCACAUGCCCAAUAAGUCAGGGGCAGUGUGCCUCCAUACUGCAGCAAAGAGAGGGCACGCAGCUGUAGUGAAAGCUUUACUCCAGAAGGGGGCACAUGUUGAUGCUAAGACCAAGGAUUGCUACACAGCCCUACACAUUGCAGUGCAGCACUGUAAACCCCUGGUGGUACAGACCCUGCUGGGCUUUGGGGCUCAGGUGCAGCUUAAAGGAGGCAAGGCUCAGGAAACUCCACUGCACAUUGCCGCUCAAGUUAAAGAUGGUGAAAAAGUGGCAGAGAUGCUGUUAAAAAGUGGAGCGGAUGUAAAUGCUGAGCAAGAGAAUGGUGAGACGGCCAUGCAUAUAGCAGCUCGGCACGGCAACCUGAAUAUGAUCCAAGCAUUGAUUGAGGAGGGAGGUGACGUAACAUGGCAGUCAAAGGCUGGAGAGAAUCCACUUCACAUUGCAGUCCGGCACUGUCAUGUCACUGUUGUGGAAGAAAUCCUGAACUACCUGGCCAACGAGAGGAGCCACAUUGAGGCUGUUGUGUGUGUCAACCAGGAAAACCAGGAAGGAGAAACAUGCCUGCACUUGGCAGCAGAGAUAAAGAAGGACAUGAUUCACUUCCAGCAAGAGGACACUAAGAUCGUUAAAAUUCUCAUGGAGUAUGAUGCUGACAUCACUGCAACAACAAAGCUGAUGCACGAAACUCCAUUGCACUACUGUGCACACGUUGGGAAUUCAGACGUUCUUCUUGAAAUCUUGAAAUACAUUGGCUCAAAUAGAAUGCAACAAGCCAUCAAUAAACAGUCUAAGAACGGCUGUUCACCAUUGCUUCUGGCUGCAGAGAGAGGACACACAGAGAUGGUGAAGAUACUGCUGUUAAACCAUGCAAGGGUGGACGUAUUUGAUGAGCAUGGUAAAGCUGGGCUUCACUUGGCAGCAGAGAACGGCCAUGAUCAGAUCUCAGAUAUCCUGCUCUGGCACAAGGCCUUUGUCAAUGCCAAAACCAAGCUUGGCUUGACACCACUUCACCUGGGAGCACAAAAUGGUUACAACAGGCUGGUAAAGCUUCUGGUAGAGACCCAUGCCUCCAGUAUUGAUGCACUCUCUCUGUUGAAACGGACACCUCUACACCUGGCUGCAGCGAAUGGGCAACUUGAUGUCUGCAACAGUUUACUCAAGAUGAAGGCGGAUGCAAAUGCCACUGAUAUUCAAGGACAAACACCCCUCCACCUGGCUGCAGAGAAUAAUCAUUCUGAGGUUGUGAAACUCUUCCUCAAACAGAAGCCUGAAUUGGUGACGUCGGCAAACGUGGAAGGGUCCACUUGUGCGCACAUCGCUGCAUCAAAGGGAAGUGUUGCUGUGAUCAAGGAGCUGCUAAAAUUCAACAAAGCUGGAGUUACCACAGCUCGGAACAAGAAUAAAGAUUCCAGUCCUCUCCACUUAGCCGCAGCUGGAGGUCAUGCUGAGGUUGUUAAGGUGUUGCUGGAGGCUGGUGCAUCUGCCACUGAUGAGAACGCAGAGGGGAUGAAUGCAAUUCAUUUAGCUGCUAAAAAUGGACACAUUAAUGUCCUUGAAGCUCUCAAAGGCACUCUAUCCUUUAAAAUAACCAGUACAAAGACUGGAUUCACAGCGCUUCAUGUGGCUGCACACUUUGGCCAGAUGGACUUUGUGAGGGAGAUUCUCACGAAGAUGCCAGCAACCGUGUGCAGUGAGACCCCAAAGACCACCAGCGAGGGACAACUAGCAAAAGAGCAACCAAGUGAGUCAGGGUACACACCAUUACACUUGGCAGCACAGUCGGGACAUGAAAACUUGGUUCGUCUUCUUCUUAACUACCCAGGGGUCCAGGUGGACACUCAAACCAGCCUGCAGGGGACCACCCCACUCCACCUUGCAGCACAGAAUGGCCACACUGCAGUCGUCGGGCUCCUCCUGAGUAAAUCCACCUCCCAGCUGCACCUGAAGGACAACCGGGGGUGCACCUGCCUUCACCUGGCAGCUGCCAACGGGCACAUUGAGAUGGCACGAGCUCUCCUCGGGCAAGGAGCUGAGAUCAACGUCAUCAACAAGAAUGGUUGGACUCCACUGCAUUUUGCAGCCAAGUCUGGUUCCCUGGAUACAGUACAGUUCCUGGUGGAAAGCGGAGCUUCUCCCAAGUUGGAAUGUAAGGAAGGAAAGACACCAAUUCAGUACGCAGCAGCCGACCACCACCAAGAGGUGGUGAGCUUUUUAAUCCGAAAGAAUAACAUAACCCUAAAACUGACAGAGGACCGCAAGUUCAUCUUUGACCUUAUGGUUUGUGGAAAGCUUAAUCGGAACAAGGUCAUUGAAGAGUUUGUCCUGCACUCGGCUGCCCCCAUGGACACUGCCAUCAAGCUCUCCCGUGCUUUUGGCAUCACGGCUCUGAAGGAAAAGGAGAGGUCCAGGGAGUUGCUGGAAGCAGCCAAGUACUGUGAGAACAUGGCCAGCGAGCUGCUUACAGUGGCAUCUGGUUGCAGGAGUGCUGGAUACCUGCUCCGUGCCGUGGAUCACCGGGGCACCACCAUGCUGGACUCCUUAAUAGAGUGCGAGCAGAAGGAAGUGGUAGCUCACCCAGCAGUGCAGAAGUACCUAACUGACGUCUGGUAUGGGAACUUGAAGUGGGCCCACUGGAAAAUAGUCCUUUUGUUUUUUACCUUCCUCAUCUGUCCUCCCAUUUGGCUGCUCUUCUCCCUCCCACUUAAGCACCAGUUCAACAGGAUUCCAAUUAUGAAAUUCAUGAGUCAUUUGGUUUCUCAUAUCUUCCUCCUGGUGCUGUUUAUAUUAACCAUAGUCUAUCCCCCACUUAGCCCAAUAUAUGAAGGUCGGAUGCUUCCCUGUUGGAAUGAAUGGCUCCUGCUCGCUUGGCUUUCAGGAAUGCUGGUCUCUGAGUUGACCCACCCAGGGGAGAGGGCAGGAUUGGCAUGGAUUCGGGUUUUUAUCCUGGGAUUUUCAGCCAUCGCCGUCUUCUGUCACCUGCUUGCAUUUGCUUUUCAGGAACACGAGCGGCUGCACUGCUUCUUUGCACGAAACAUUUUUCUUGCAGUGGCCAUGACUCUCUGCUUUGUGCAGUUUUUGGAGUUUCUCACCUUCCACCACCUCUUUGGCCCCUGGGCAAUCAUCAUCCGAGACCUGAUGAAGGACCUGGCCAGGUUUGCAGUCAUCCUCGCCUUGUUUCAUGUAGCUUUUACCAUGCAACUUGCAGCUGUUUACCAACCUGUCUACCCUGCACCUCUGCUCAACCCAUCUGCUGGGAAUAGGUCGGGUUCUGAAGAGGCGCUUUAUGACAUUCAAGACCCAUUGGAUAUUACUGUCUUACUUUUCUUUGCUCUGUUUGGUAUGGUGGAUCCAGACUCCUUACCCGCAUUGUAUCGGACACCCAUUUUUACCCAAUUUAUUGUCAAGUUUGUGUUUGGAAUGUAUCUUGUCAUGACUCUGAUUGUCCUGAUCAACUUGUUGAUUGCCAUGAUGAGCGACACCUACCAGCGAAUCCAGGCGCAGUCAGACACUGAGUGGAAGUUUGGGAGGGCCAUGUUAAUCCGUGACAUGAUCAGGAAAUCAGGGACCCCUUCUCCAUUCAAUCUAUGCACCAAUCUUUUCUACUACAUCAAACUGCUGUGCAAACAUAGGGGUAAACUCUGCUCUAUGGAGGGCCGUGAAUUGAUGAAUGAAGGAGAUAACCUCGACACCAUAUCGGAUACACACUCCAUUGACAUGUUUGCACAUACAUCUGUUGGCUGGAUACGAAGCACCUCUAAAAGGGCAACACAAAUCUCUCCUGAAGCCGGAUUCUUACGAGGCAUACGGCAAAAUGGUCCAAUGCAGAUUGAAGAUGUUAUUGACUGGCACAAUGUGGCUUUUCGCUAUCUAACAAUGAAAGGCCAGACCGAUGGUAUGUUUGUAAAGGAUUCCUCUCAGUCUGAGGAUGCAAACAACACAGACCGUUUUGCUGUUCUAGUGAAUGCUAGCAUCUAA
This is a messenger RNA of Pristis pectinata (smalltooth sawfish), 4932 nucleotides long. RefSeq names its product transient receptor potential cation channel, subfamily N, member 1 (gene trpn1). The record is from RefSeq and is a predicted model, not a curated record. Lineage: Eukaryota; Metazoa; Chordata; Chondrichthyes; Rhinopristiformes; Pristidae. Gene Ontology annotation, cellular component: membrane; glycosylphosphatidylinositol-N-acetylglucosaminyltransferase (GPI-GnT) complex. Gene Ontology annotation, biological process: calcium ion transmembrane transport; GPI anchor biosynthetic process. The coding region runs from base 1 to 4932 and encodes 1643 amino acids. Gene Ontology annotation, molecular function: calcium channel activity; protein binding. The transcript has 28 exons.